AUGAAUGAAAUUAAAUAUUUACAAGAAAAUUUCAGCGAAAUAGAGACGAAAACAUGGAAAAAUAUCAAAUUGGUUAGAAAACAUAAAUAUUCUGUACGCUUCAGGGACAUUCAGCGUGGGACUUCAACAUUUCUAAAUAACUUGAAUUGGUUGCGAACAAAUGUUACACUUUAUAAGUCCAGUGAUCUCAUGACCCAAUUAAGACCACAAGUAACAAACAACACGUGUGUUUAA
Messenger RNA from Clunio marinus, 234 nucleotides. The record is from the annotation of a GenBank genome assembly. Lineage: Eukaryota; Metazoa; Arthropoda; Insecta; Diptera; Chironomidae.